Molecule: messenger RNA, 648 nt
Organism: Chaetura pelagica (chimney swift)
Lineage: Eukaryota; Metazoa; Chordata; Aves; Apodiformes; Apodidae
Product: olfactory receptor 52K2-like
Exons: 1
Coding region: 1-648 (215 amino acids)
Biological process (GO): G protein-coupled receptor signaling pathway
Cellular component (GO): membrane
Molecular function (GO): olfactory receptor activity
Source: RefSeq, a predicted model, not a curated record
AUGUCCUACUCAAAUCCCUCCUCCUCCAUCCCGACGGGCAUCCCUGGGCUGGAAGGGGCUCAGUUCUGGAUCAUGUGCCCCAUGGCAGUGCUGGGGAACUCCCCUCUCCUCCUGGUGCCCAGGAUGGACCCAGGCCUGCCCCUGUGUUUCCUCCUCUCCAUGCUGGUGGCCACUGACCUCCUGCUCACCACCUCCACCCUGCCCAAGCUCCUGAGCAUCUUCUGCUUCUGCUCCCACAAGAUCAGCUCUGGGGGCUGCGUGGCCCAGAUGUUCUUCAUCCACAGCUUCUCCACAACGGGGUCUGGGGUCCUGCUCACCAUGGCCUGUGACCAGCACUUGUCUCUGCCCUGCUCUGCCAUCCUGGCUGGUCCCACCCUUGCCAGGCUGGUCUUGGCUGCUGCGGUGCCUGGUGCCACCACCACCCCCCCUGUGACCUGCACGGUGACCAGCCUGUCCUGCUGUGGCCCCCAACUCAUUCCCCACCCUCCCUGUGAGCACCUGGUGGUGGUGGAACUGGCCUGUGGGGACACCAGGUCCAACAGCAUCUACAGCCUCGUGGUUGGCACCACUGUGGUGGGUUCAGACUCCGUCCUCAUCUCUGUCUCCUACGUGCUGAUCCUGAGGGAGGUCUGGGGUGUCUCCUCCUGA